UUGGGUUUCCAGGUGUUGCCUGAACAAAUGCGUGUUACGUCACACGAGGAAUUACAAAUUUUUAAAAUGGGGGCGGUGUCAGUGCAGUUGAUCUCUUAAUUAAUCUCGCUUGAAGCCUCUCAAACCCUAAAUCAGAAGUGGAUAACGAUGGCGUCGUUCGCUCGCCGAGCCAUCAGCCUAGCUCAGAUUCCAUCUGCGUCACGGUCUCGCCGGCGCCGCUGAUCACCAUGGAUCUACGAAGGUUGACUUCUGGAAACAGCCCACGAACCCUGGAAACUGGAAGGAGGAGUUCAUAUCUCUUCUUCUAUUUUGUGCUUAUUUCACUCUCUGGCUGGGGCAUGCUUUUCUACGGUGGUUACAAACUCUUCACCGGCGGCAAAGGAGAGGUAAUUGCUUCCUUCUCUUCUUGCUUUUUCAGAAAGCGCCUCUUCUACCCAUUACAUAUGUUUGAUGAUCUUUUACAGAAACCUGUCGAGGCUACACAAUGAGUUUGUGCUGUUAUCACUGCGUCUGAGAUCUCUGCAUUCAGCACAGCACAUUUUGAUUGGUCUUGUUAUCAAUGCCAGCAGUUACAUCUUUGCGUGUUUUCUUUGAAACUAAUAUACACUUUUGAAAUCCUAUCAUAUCUGCAAUGGAUGAUUCUACCAUACAAAGACAACCAAUUGAGUGUGUUUGUUUGGCAAUGGGAAGUUAGUGUCUAUGUUUGAUCUUGUGGAGGGAAGGCGUAUGUGUGUAUAUAGUGAAUUUUCGAGCUAACUGUGGAAACAUUUAAUGAAGGUGAGAUGAAUCGUGUAUAACAAAUGGGUAGGGAGUGGGAUUGUGAGGUAGUUAUUAGAGAGCCUCCAAACGUUGGUGGCGACAACAUUUAGAUGUACUGCAUUUCCUUUAAUUAUUAUUCUUCAACCAAUUUUUAUUGUUGUAGUGUGGAAUGCGACAUGGCCCAUAAUACACUGUAAGAUCCCAAUUAAUU
This is a messenger RNA of Eruca vesicaria subsp. sativa (arugula), 970 nucleotides long. Lineage: Eukaryota; Viridiplantae; Streptophyta; Magnoliopsida; Brassicales; Brassicaceae. The record is from the annotation of a GenBank genome assembly.